AUGACCCUACCCAUACCCUCUCACUUGUACUCACUGAUCAUCGCCAUCCAUUCUCCUGACCCCGCUUUACCCUUGGAAGACGAUAUAGGACAGGAUUGGCGAUUAGGUGAAAUCGACGUAGACUGGAUUGAUUUCACCCAAGAGAAAUCAUCUGAUAAGAUGCAACCCACUCCUACCCCUUCUUCUUCCCCAGGACGAAGGAAACACAAUCCCUCAACUGCUUCACGUAAUUUACCCAGUCCAUCGAAGAAGAACCCUACAACCGUCGACGACUUGUCUCUCCAACCUCUCCUUGCGCACUAUCCCAACCCUUCUUCUGGACCUAACAUCCUAGAUUCGUCAUUCGCAUCUGGAAUUUCGGAAUUAGGUAGAGGUGUCGUCCACUUAUUCAAACAUCCUCCGCCAGCUUCUCUCAUAGCUAGUAUCGACUCGCACCCCAUUGGAGAAGGGAGUAAUACCAGCCAACAACUCCAUUCCGACUUGAUAGGUGAGAAAGCAGAAGGUGAAGAUGGGAGUUUGAUUGCGAUUUUGGCUGUACCUGCGUGGAUGAGACCUGCAGAUUUCAUUGAGUUCAUUGGAGGGUGGAGUAAUUGUCUAGAAGGAGUGAGGAUGAUCAGAGAAGCAACUACCCCCAAUCGAUCCAUCGUUCUACUCAAAUUCCGUGAUCCCCUUCAAGCAUCCGACUUCUCAGUAAUCUUCACCGGUAAAGCAUUCUCAACCUUGGAUCCAAGGGAGACAUGUCAUCCUAUACGAAUACAUCAUUUGAUCUUACACAAACUCGAUAGACCCUCCACCAAAUCAAGUACGAUCGCCGUACCUGCUUUCCCACCUUCUGUCUAUUCCUCAAGAGCAAGGGAAUUACCUAAUCUCCUCGAUGGGGUUGGAGUAGAUACGAAAAACACAUAUGAACUUCCCUCUUGUCCUGUAUGUCUAGAAAGACUCGAUUCGACCGUCACUGGACUAGUCACUUUACCUUGCGCACAUACAUUCGAUUGUGAUUGUCUGAGGAAAUGGGGUGACUCGAAAUGUCCUGUAUGUAGACUAUCGCACCUCCUCCUUUCCUCCAACCACCAAAAUCAAAAUCAAACUGCGUCUUCCUCGAGUGGGAGGGAAAUCACGAGACUGACGAAAUGUUCGAUGUGCGAUUCGACGGAGAAUAAUUGGAUAUGCGUAGUUUGCGGGACGGUAGGUUGUGGACGGUACGAACCUUCCAAAGGACAUGCGAGGAGACAUUGGGAAGAGAGCGGACAUGUUUUGGCGAUGGAAUUGGAAACUCAGAGAGUAUGGGAUUACAAAGGUGAUAACUAUGUUCACCGUCUCAUCCAAUCUCGAUCCGAUGGUAAACUCGUUGAACUCCCUUCUGCAUCAUCACUCGUCACCUCUUCUCACAUUUCUCGUCCCCUCCCUCUUGGCGGUACACCAUCUCAACCGCCUUCUACCAACGGUACACCUCAACGACAACGACCAGGUCAUACUCAACCUUCCUCCGCUCGAGGUUCGACAUCAUCAAACGAUGCAGGUCCAUCCUCAGGAGACGUCGAGAAGAUGUCCACCAUCGAAUCGAUCACUUUAGAAUACUCGUACCUCCUUUCCAGUCAAUUAGAAUCAAUGAGACAUCAUUACGAAUCUCAACAAUCCACCUUACUCAGCCGAUUAGAGAAGUUAGAAAGCAUUUCGAAAGAGAAUGAAGGGAGAUUGAAAGAAUUGGAAGAUUCCAAAAGAGCAAAAGAGAAAGCUGAAAAUAAAGCUUUGAAAGCUAUUGAAUUAUCCAGAAGUCUACAGCAGAAUUUAGCUAAUGAAAAAUCAUUAUCUAAUGGUCUAUCCAGUAAGAUUACCAACCUGCAGAAUCAGUUGGAAGGGUUGAGAGGGAGAUUGAAAGAGAAGGAAGAUGAAUGUACAGGGUUGGAAGAGACGGUUAAAGACUUGAUGUUCACCCUGGAAGCUGGGUUGAAAGUCAAAGAAUUAGGGGAUGAAGGCGGACAAGGAGGUGAUUUGGUGGUCGUACCUGGAAAAGGAAAGAAGAAGAAUAAGAGAUAA
This is a messenger RNA of Kwoniella botswanensis, 2037 nucleotides long. RefSeq lists its product as uncharacterized. The record is from RefSeq and is a predicted model, not a curated record. Gene Ontology annotation, cellular component: cytoplasm. Bases 1 to 2037 code for a protein of 678 amino acids. Gene Ontology annotation, biological process: protein ubiquitination; Ras protein signal transduction. Lineage: Eukaryota; Fungi; Basidiomycota; Tremellomycetes; Tremellales; Cryptococcaceae. The transcript is spliced from 3 exons. Gene Ontology annotation, molecular function: zinc ion binding; ubiquitin protein ligase activity.